AGCAUUCGGGAGAAAAAGUGGGAGGAGGAAGUGGAGGAGGCGAUCUGCUGCUUGUGGAGUUCGUGGACGAUCUUUUCGCUGCCGCAUGGUGUGACUGGAGUUCCAACAUGCAGAUCUUCGUAAAAACCCUAACUGGGAAGACCAUCACCCUCGAGGUGGAGGCUUCUGACACAAUCGAGAAUGUCAAAGCCAAAAUUCAGGACAAGGAGGGCAUUCCCCCAGACCAGCAGAGGCUGAUUUUCGCUGGUAAACAGCUCGAGGAUGGACGCACCCUGUCUGAUUACAACAUUCAGAAGGAAUCGACACUUCACUUGGUACUCAGAUUACGUGGUGGUGCCAAGAAACGCAAGAAGAAGAAUUACUCAACACCAAAGAAGAUCAAGCACAAGAAGAAGAAGGUCAAGCUUGCUGUCCUCAAAUUCUACAAGGUCGAUGAGAAUGGAAAAAUCCAUCGUUUGAGACGAGAGUGCCCAUCUGAGCAGUGCGGUGCAGGUGUCUUCAUGGCAGCCAUGGAAGAUCGUCACUACUGCGGCAAAUGUGGCUACACACUCGUCUUCAACAAGCCCGAAGACAAGUAAAUGUAUGAUUUGUUAUGAAGGCUCAUUGUACGGUGAACAGUACACAUUAAAAUAUUACUUCCAACUGA
Messenger RNA from Diachasma alloeum, 646 nucleotides. It is a transcript of the gene RpS27A, whose product is annotated as ubiquitin-40S ribosomal protein S27a. Gene Ontology annotation, cellular component: cytoplasm; ribosome; nucleus. NCBI's taxonomy places the organism in Eukaryota, Metazoa, Arthropoda, Insecta, Hymenoptera, Braconidae. The coding region runs from base 108 to 578 and encodes 156 amino acids. The transcript is spliced from 3 exons. Gene Ontology annotation, molecular function: structural constituent of ribosome; protein tag activity; ubiquitin protein ligase binding. Gene Ontology annotation, biological process: translation; modification-dependent protein catabolic process; protein ubiquitination. The record is from RefSeq and is a predicted model, not a curated record.